CACCUCCCUCUCUUCGUCCGUCCCGACAUGACGGGCUCCCGGCCCAUGGUUGACAGCACUACCACAACCGCCGCCAACAACAACAGUCAUGCCGCCGCCGACCAAUCUGCACACCAGCCCUUUCUCUUCCCCUCACCUCAACUCUCUCCCCCGCCGCCCACCUCGCACUCUAAUAACCUGCUCGUUCCGUCAACCUCCCACUCGCCCUCGACCUCGCCCGUUCCGCCGCCCACUGCUUCUUCCUUUGGCUCCCAGCAGCGCCCGCCCUCGUCGUCCUUCUCUUCCAACCGUCGAUUUCGCGACGAGGUCCCCUCCGACGCGACUACCGUGAGGAAGGAACACAGCCAGUCCAUCUCGUCCAAUCCGCUCACCGUGGCCUCGUCGGGAAAGGAUAGCAGCUCGCAAGCCGAGCGCCGCGAACUGCAGCACAAAGUCCGCACCCUUCCGCCAUGGGUCCAGUCCGCCGAAGAUGAGGACAACGCCGAUGCCACCUCUCUGCUGCUCCCUCGCACCCCCGUGUCCGCUCGUCCGCCGUCUCACAAUUACAUGCCUACUCCCAAGUCCAGCGUUCCUGGCCGCAAGUUUGACCACGCCCGAGAAGGUGCCCCUGUGACACAGGUAGUCUCCACAUCCGACCAGGCUUCCAAGUGGCAGCAGUUCACAAAGGCCUCCAACCUGGAUCACGUCCGGCCCCCCUCGUCGUCGCGCGGCCAGAUCGUCGACGAUGCUUGGAUGAAGGAAAACAUGCCCGAUUUGGAAGAGCCGUGGCAGCCCAUGGAUCAGGAAGAGAAGGAGAUUGAGAAGGGUUUUUGGUUGUUCAAUAAGCAGAAGCGUUCCAGGUUCCACCGCGCCCUCAUGAAUCACCCCAUGGUUCCUCUCGCCGUGCGCAUGAUUGUCCUCACCUUCUCCGUUCUGGCUCUCGCCCUCGCUGGUGCCAUCUUCCACAAGUCGAAUAAUCAGUCAUGUGAGAAUAACUCUUCCACGUGGAUGGCUAUCCUGGUCGAUGUUGUCGCUAUCCUUUACACCAUCUACAUUACCUACGAUGAGUACACGUCCAAACCUCUCGGCCUGCGCUCCCACAAUGCAAAGAUGCGGCUCAUUUUCCUCGACCUUGCCUUCAUUGUCUUCGACUCUGCCAACUUGAGUUUGGCUUUCCAGGCCCUGACGGAUGAGCAGUGGGCGUGUAGAAAUGCUAGAGAUGAGAAUUUCAACUAUUGCGUCUACUCGCGAGACAUUUGUACACGCCAGAAGGCCUUAACCGCUACUUUGUUGGUUGCCUUGGUUGCAUGGCUCGGAACGUUUACCAUUAGUACGCUCAGGUAUGCAUUCUUACUGGUACGGGGAAGGUCUCUAGAGUUGACAACUAAUCGCACGACAGGCUUUUACAAAGAGUGGCUAGGUAGCAUUCUUUUCUAUAUUCGUUACCCCUUUUUGCGUUUGUAGCAUUACUACUCUGCAUCACCUAGUUUUUGCAUACACGAUCCAGACAUGGAAACCUCUGUUCUUUGCUGUAUUUUUUUUUUUUUUUUUUUUUUUUUUUUUGCAAACGAAACAUGCGCGGACGUUCGAACUUCCCCCGCUUACUUUCCAAGUUGUUUUCCUCUAAUUGCGUUCUCACCGCGUCUGUCUGUCUCCAAGUUUUGUUUUGUCAGUUUCUGCUUAGUCCACACUUCACAGUUGUUCAUCAGCAUUUUCCGGCGUUUGUGUGUUAUCAUUAUCCUGUUAUCAACCCAACAGCCAGCUGCGCCGCGCCACAUUACCGAGCCCGGCCAUUGGGAGGAUUGCAACCUUGUUAUACGUUUCCGCCAUCAUCCUGUCCGUCUUGUCCGUGACCAGCGAACUAUCAAGGGUUGUAUGGAAAGGAGAGGAUCCAAAGAUCAAUUGCACCGAAUUGACGUCUUUGUCAUCUCCAUAUCGAUCACCCGACAGAAAAUAGAGCGACACGGGAAACGGGAAGACUUAUACGGCCAGUCGCAUACAUUGCCCUACAAAGGUUACGGCGCAGUCAGCGUUCACAACCGUUUCACAUCUCGCACCGACGGCGUUUU
This is a messenger RNA of Periconia digitata, 2048 nucleotides long. The record is from the annotation of a GenBank genome assembly. NCBI's taxonomy places the organism in Eukaryota, Fungi, Ascomycota, Dothideomycetes, Pleosporales, Periconiaceae.